AUGGCUGGCACAAGUGCGAUGAUCUAUUCCCCUUGGACCUUCAACCCUGAUGCCGCUCGAGACUUCUGUGACUGGCUUAAAACAAGAUAUCCUCAGAUAACAGAUGUCAAGUACAACAAACAGCACUCCUAUUUCGCUGUCGAGGGCGACGAUAUCGAGCAUGACUAUGAUGUUGAGUUCGCGUUGAAGUUGAAUGAAUUUGCUCAAAAGGAGCUGGCUGCAUCUUUCAAGGCCCCGCGAAUCAGCCGUAAUGUACAAGCUUCUCGGGUGGUUGACCAUGUCGAUAAUCAAGUUCGAAAGCCUCCCAUUUCAUCAAACUGUCAUAUUCUUGACCAACCGAUUGAGGACUCAAGUAAUGAUGAGUGUGCGAUCACUGAAACAUGGAAGUCUCAAUAUCAGUGCCUCGGACAUUCCCCGAAUACCCAAAAGCACCUGUUAAAAGAGUUCGGUGGCCUUACUGGUACCGAGAUAUCGAUAGACAUCACUUCUAACAGCAUUCAAGUAUCUGGCAAAAGUGCAGAAUGCGUUCAAAAUGCACUUGAUUACCUGAAAAACGCGGAUACUGCAUUGAAUUUGAAGCAACGGGACGAGAAACCUUGCAGCCACCACCUACUCCUUCAGCAAAAGGAUACCGGAAAUCUGCGAACGAUUCCAUACGUGGAGCAUCCAUCCGCAGAAAUUGUGAGUGGUCUUGUCACACAAAGGCAGCGAUCACGUCUCGCAACCGCGGUUGCGUUGGUGUCAUCAUACAUACCCAGUCCCUAUUCGACUAAUGGUCUAAGUUAUACUGCUUCAUCUGUCGAAUCACGCUACUGGAAUGGAUAUAAAUUCCCUGAAUUCGGAAAGAAGGAGCUGUUCAUACAUGCCCAGCCCGCAGUUGAUAUUUCUUCGGCAUCAACUACUACCAAGGGAUCACCACAUUCCAUUGGCAGUGAGGCGGUCUCUAUGGCGAAGAUUGAGGAGAAUAAUAUCUAUUUACAACCAGAAAAAGUCGAUCGAAUUGCCGACUGGGUUCGCCACAAUGAUGACAAGGAGAAGAGUGAAGUCGACGAUUUACUUUUUGGUGACUUGCUUAUCGGCACCGAUAUUGCAAAACCCGUGCGGACAAGUAUUCCUAAACCUUUGAAGGAAGAGGAGAAUGUUCCAGGUUUAUUGAGACGAAGAGUACGGUCAGCGAAAUCCCAGACAGAAACAGAGAAGCCAGUUCUAGAACGUAAGGAGCAGGACUCUAAGCACUUUUGGCCUCCGUUGAUGCCACAGCUUCAUCGUACCAUGGGCCAAAAGAGUGCGCAUUCAACGAGCACUAGCAAGAAACCUGGGACCAAGCAACUUACCUUGGAUGCCUGCUGGAGUCGUAAACCAACCCCUUCUCCCAAAAACGCAGCUAUCAAAGCUGAGAAAGCCAAGGAGGAGACGGCAAAGCCAGCUGUCACGCGAGUAGAAGAAUCCAUUGCCAGUCUUCAAGGGGCCAAAGAACCACAAAAGAAAUGCCCGUCCAAGCCUCCUCGUGAAAACGCGGACCAGGUUAAUGACGUAUUCCGUGCCCUCGAACCAACACUGGUAGACGCCAAAUGCUUUCCUGGGAUAUUACAGUUAGAAGUACACCUUGGUCUGAUUAUCUUAUCUCCCUUGCCAUCACGCCAGGAGCAAGAUGAAGGAAAAUUAUCGGUGAAAGACUGGUAUGAAAUCUUUCGGCCAGAGAACAAUCUCCCAGUGCCAUCAUUCUGGGUAUUCCCGAAAUUUUCGGCUACUGGCACAGAUGUAGAUUCAUUGGUGGAUUUGACCUUACCUGGUGAUGAGAAGCAGAGAUUGUUCGAGAAGAAGACUUUUGAUCGUGGAAUUAUGUAUGAGUUCCAUUGUAGCAGCAGACAUGGGAACGAGUUCCUCAUCACUCUAGACGAAACCGGCAAAGCCAGCAUUCGGUUGCCCGAGGUCAUGCUUGCAUCUUCAAACAUCCAUUCUCCUCACUCCACAUGGGAUCUGACAGCCAUUUUCAAAGGCUGGCCAAACUUCCGCAAGGGGCGAGACGCAAAACUUGACGAGGCCAUCAACACCUUUGUCGACGAAAUCUGGCUACAACCGGGAUCCUCCAUCAACGUCUUCUGCAACGAACCAACCGACGGUCUUUUCUCCGUGAAUGAAAUCUUCUUGAAACGAUGGACACUCCACAAACACACCGCCUCCUCCCUCUCCGAUGAUCGCAUCAUGCUGAAAAUCACCGAAGUCCAGAAAUUUGUCAUCGGCCGCAACCCCGACUGUCCCACGCGCAUGCGCGGUCGGAUUCCGUUGAAGAGGAGAAACGAAUGGGCCACUAAGAAGAUCCUCUGGUUCGAGGUAUCUGUUAUCAGCGCCGCCAUCGAAUCCCUCUUCGCGUCCAACGCUGAUCUCGAGCUCGGCCGGAAGACGCAGAAAUGGAACCCAACGGAUAUUCUCCGCGAUGAGGUCGUCGACCUAGCGCAGAGUAACGACUCGAGUCCUGUCGCUGAAAUUAUCGGUGCUGCGAGCUUCGGUAAUAUGCUACGUGUAGGAAAACAGGUUUUGACGAGUAUGAAUGUCAAGAGAUCAGAAGAAGGAGUACCCGUUUAG
This is a messenger RNA of Talaromyces proteolyticus, 2586 nucleotides long. RefSeq lists its product as uncharacterized. The transcript has 6 exons. The record is from RefSeq and is a predicted model, not a curated record. NCBI's taxonomy places the organism in Eukaryota, Fungi, Ascomycota, Eurotiomycetes, Eurotiales, Trichocomaceae. Bases 1 to 2586 code for a protein of 861 amino acids.